UUUUCGAAAUUCUAUUGAAAAGUAAACAAAAUUUUUUCUUCUCCAUUUGAAUUCAUCUUUUUAUUAUUUAAUUAAAUUCACUUAAUUAAAUGGUAAUUAAUUUAUUUCAUGAUAAACUUUUAACCACCUGAUACACAAUGUUAACCAUGGAAUGUCAAUUAACGCUCCAAGUUGAUCACCUUAAUUGACUUGACAAUUUUAAUCUUUUUUCUUUGGUGUUGUAACCCACCGAGGAUCCACCAUAUAACCACCUUAUAACCACCAGCUACUUAAUAGUUCAUCUUUAGUUUAAGUUGUCUUCAUUUCUAUCACCAACAUCAUAUUUACUUUUUCUCUUCAUCUCUCUCUCUCUCUCUCUCUCUCUCUCUCUCUCUUUUUUCCUCUAUUUUUCAUCUAUUCUUUUUACUCUGCACUUCUCUAUUUCAUCUCUUUUCUGGUGCAAUGUAUAUAAAGCAAGUUAUAAUCCAAGGCUUCCGAAGUUAUCGUGAACAAACGGUGGUUGAACCAUUUAGUAAAAGCCAUAAUGUCAUCGUUGGUAGAAAUGGUUCUGGUAAAUCUAACUUCUUUUACGCAAUCCAAUUUGUGCUGUCAGAUGAAUUUAGUCAUCUUCGUCAUGAACAAAGACAACAAUUACUUCAUGAAGGAACUGGACAACGGAUAAUGACAGCUUAUGUUGAGAUCAUUUUUGACAAUUCAGAUAAUCGUCUGCCCAUUGAUGAUAGUGAGGUUGCCUUAAGGCGACAAAUUGGUCUUAAAAAGGAUCAAUAUUAUCUUAAUAAAAAAAUUGUAACUCGUUCUGAUGUUAUGAAUGUUUUAGAAAGUGCUGGUUUCUCACGAAGUAAUCCUUAUUACAUUGUGAAACAAGGUAAAAUUAAUCAAAUGGCAACCGCUCCAGAUUCACAGAGGUUGAAAAUUUUACGAGAAGUUGCUGGUACUAGAAUUUAUGAUGAACGUAAAGAAGAAUCUCGUACUUUAUUGAGAGAAACCGAAUCCAAAUUGGAGAAAAUUAUGGAUCUCUUAAAGUAUAUCGAAGAACGACUUCAAACCUUGGAAGGUGAAAAAGAAGAAUUAAAAGAAUACCAAAAAUGGGAUAAAAUGAGACGAUCACUUGAAUACACAAUUUAUAAUCAAGAAUUGGAAGAUGCAAGAAAAAAAUUGAAAGAAUUGGAAACCAGAAGAGAGACCAGCAGUAGUGUUACUGAAAAGUUACGUGAAAGUUUACAAACUUUUGUUGAAUCGAUUAAAGAUCUCAGUAAAGACCUUCGUGAAGUGAAAACCAAACUUCAAACAUCCAAGGAUGAAAAAGAGGCCUUACAACAUGAGCACAGUACAUUUUUAAAAGAGAAGACUCGAUUAGAAUUACGUCUCAAAGAUUUAACCGAUGAAGUUAAAGGUGAUGCUGAAUCAAAAAAACGAGCUGAAACGGAGCUAAAUAAUCUGAAAUCUCGGAUAGCAGAGAAACAAAAUGAACUUGACAAGAUAAAGCCACAAUAUGAAGAGAACAAGAAAAUUGAAGAAGAAUGUACCAGAAUGUUAGCUCUUAAAGAGCAGAAAAGAUCCGAAUUAUAUGCUAAACAGGGAAGAGGAAGUCAGUUUACAUCUAAAGCGGAAAGAGACAAAUGGAUCACAAAAGAAUUAAGUACAUUAAAGAAGAGUAUCUCCGAGAAAAAUACCCAAAUCGCUAAGAUUAAAAGUGAUCUUACCCGAGAUGCAAAGAAAAAAGAGGAACUGGAAGCCAAAAUUGAAGAACUCACCAAAGAACUGGAAAACAACAGAUCUAGUAUUGAUAAUCAAAAUAAAUCUUUCUACGAUUUGAAGAAAAAGAAAGAUGCUCUACAAAACGAAAGAAAUGAACUUUGGCGCCAAGAAAAUUCUAUGCAGCAAAAUCUUAAUAUGCUUAAUGAAGAUAAAUCAAAGAAAGACCAAAUGUUACGUUCGAUGGUUGGAAAGACUAUUCUUAAUGGUCGUGACAGUGUUGCUCGAGUUCUGCAAGUUUUCCGUGAACGAGGUGGUCAAUAUGAACAGAUUGCCAAAGAUUAUUACGGAAUGUUAAUCGAGAACUUUGAUUGUGCUAAAGAGUUUUAUACAGCCGUUGAAAUGACCGCUGGUAAUAAAUUAUUUCAUCACAUUGUUGCCAAUGACAAAGUUGGAACCAAAAUCCUUCAAGAAAUGAACCGAAUGAAAUUACCUGGUGAAGUUACCUUUAUGCCACUUAAUCGUCUCUAUUCAAAAGAUUUACAAUAUCCUGAAACAUCUGAUGCCAUACCUAUGAUUAGUAGAUUAGAAUAUGAUUCUAAAUUUAGCAUUGGUAUGAAAUUUCUUUUCGGUAAAGUGUUAAUCUGCCGUUCACUUGAAGUUGCUACUCAAUUGGCUCGAAGUACCAGUUUGGAUUGUAUUACAUUAGAUGGAGACCAAGUUUCCCAUAAAGGUUCACUUACAGGUGGUUAUUUUGAUACUCGACGAUCUCGUCUGGAAUUACAUAAAACUCAUUCCACAAUUAAAAAGGAAAUUGUUGUUCAACAAGAAAAACUGGAAGAUCUACAUCGUCGUCUAACUGAGGUUGAAACAGAAAUCACUCAAAUUGUCAGUGAUAUGCAAAAGGCUGAGACCAAGAAUACCAAAAACAAGGAUACGUUUGAUAAAAUGAAGACUGACAUUCGUCUAUUAAAAGAUGAACUUUCAGCUAUCGAAAGAUCCCGACAACCAAGAGAAAGAAGUCUUGUAAGCCAUGAAGCAAGUCUCAAUUCUAUGGAAUCUCUUGCCGAAUCAUUAUCAAGUGAAUUACAACAAGAUCUGUUGACUCAAUUAUCGAUAGCUGACCAGCAAGAGGUUGACCGUCUCAAUGAUGAGAUCGCUGCUUUAACUCAGAAAAACAAGGAAGCUUUCAGUAAAAGGAUGCAUUUAGAGGCUCAAAAAAAUAAAUUGGAAAAUCUUCUUAACAAUAACCUUUGUCGACGUAAAGAUGAACUGGAAGCAGCUUUACAAGAAAUUUCAGUUGAAGAUAGAAAACAAAAAUUGGAAAGUGAGGAAAGUGAACUCUCAUCUAUUUCAACUCGAAUUGAAGGUGUUGUCAAACAGAUUCGACAAUUAGAUGAAGUUAUUGAUGAUUUAUCCAAAAAAUUGAAGGAUAUCCAAUCUAAACUAGAAAGAAAGAAAAGUGAAGAAAGAGAUACAAUCGAAAGGAUUAAUGAGGAUUCCAAGGAUCUUGAAAAGAUUACAAGUAAAAAUUCAAUGUUAAAUAAGAAGAUUGAAGAAACGAUGAGAAAAAUCCGUGAACUAGGAACCCUUCCCGUUGAUGCUGAAACAAAAUAUGCCAACCUGAGUUUAAAACAAUUGUACAAAAAACUUCAACAAUGUAAUCAAGAGUUAAACAAGUACAGUCACGUUAACAAGAAAGCUCUUGACCAAUACAUGGAUUUCUCGGAGCGAAAGGAGAAACUAUUGGAAAGAAAAAAAGAUCUUGAUAAUGGUCAUCGUUCAAUCCUUGAAUUAAUGACUGCUCUUGAGCAGAGAAAAUAUGAAGCCAUACAAAUUACCUUUAGACAGGUUUCCAAUUUCUUUAGUGAAGUUUUCAAGAAACUUGUACCCCAGGGUAGAGCUCAUCUUGACAUGAUAACCUCACCUGAUGCCGCCAAUGCAACCGAGGGAAGUCAAGCUUCAUCUGGAUCCCUUGGAGCGAGUAACAUUCCUCCAUCAAUUGAUAAUUUUACCGGUGUUAGUAUUAGAGUCUCUUUUACUGGUACCAAUGCUGAAAUGAAAGACAUGCACCAACUUUCUGGUGGACAAAAAUCAUUAGUCGCCCUUACCUUUAUCUUUGCCAUUCAAAAAUGUGACCCAGCCCCUUUUUACCUUUUCGAUGAAAUCGAUCAAGCUUUAGAUCCACAACAUCGUAAAGCUGUUGCAGAUAUGAUUCAUGAACUUUCCAAAGAUGCCCAAUUCAUUACAACAACUUUCAGACCUGAGCUUCUUGAAAGAGCGGACAAAUUUUACGGAGUCAAAUUCAGAAAUCGAGUCAGCCAUGUCGAACUUGUUACAUAUGAAGAAGCACAUGAUUUUGUCGAAGAUGAUUCAGCUGCUUACACUAGAUAAAGACUAUAAUCCAUUUAACAUUUUUUUUCGUUUAUCAUCAUCACCACCGUCAUCAUAAUCAUCUUUCUCUUCCUCUUUAAAACUCAUCGAAUUUCAAAACCUACUUCAUAAGAAAAAAAAACUUCAAAGAGGACAAGUUCAAUUAAUCAACCACCAAUCUAGAAGAAGACGAAAGAAUCAAUAUUUCAUCAAUCACAAAUUAUUAUCUCUCUGUAAUUCCCAUAAUAUCCAUCUAUAUAUCAACUAAUUCUCAUGAUAUCUUCAUUGUUUUUUCCUAUUUCUCCAAUAUCAUCUCCAGUCUUUAUCUUUAAAUACUUUUUUCCACUUUUAUUCCUUUACGUUUCCACCCUUAUCUUACUCAAUUGUUUACUUCUUCCUAAAUCAUCACCAUCUCCAUUUAAAUUCAUCUAAUAUCUCAUCUUCCUCUCUAUCUUCCUAUUUUUCUCUCUCUCUCUCACACACACAAACAUUUCACUUAAUAACAAUAAUUUUAUUACCUGUUUUAAUAACAAUUCAAAGCUUAAAGUCGGUCGAUACAAGCGCAAAGAGAUGAUAACUAAAAAGAUUCACGAUAAUUGACUACAAUAAACAAAUAAGUCAACUAAAUAAUCAACGAGUUUGUAAAACAUUUUAAAUGCCAGUUAAAUCUAAUCAGUUAAUUGUAACAAUCAUGGAAAAUGUUAAACAUCAAACUAACUUAAAUCCAACGUAAAUCAAAUCUUUCAAUUUAUAAGAAACAAUCAAAAUUGAUCACGAAUUGCAACCAAGUUAAUACAAAUGAGUUUCAUCUUAUUAACACAAUCAGAGAGUUAAAUUAA
Molecule: messenger RNA, 4907 nt
Organism: Panonychus citri (citrus red mite)
Lineage: Eukaryota; Metazoa; Arthropoda; Arachnida; Trombidiformes; Tetranychidae
Gene: SMC3
Product: structural maintenance of chromosomes protein 3-like
Exons: 7
Coding region: 442-4089 (1215 amino acids)
Biological process (GO): mitotic sister chromatid cohesion
Cellular component (GO): chromosome
Molecular function (GO): ATP hydrolysis activity; ATP binding; cohesin loader activity
Source: RefSeq, a predicted model, not a curated record